Messenger RNA from Candoia aspera, 2815 nucleotides. RefSeq names its product unc-5 netrin receptor B (gene UNC5B). The record is from RefSeq and is a predicted model, not a curated record. Gene Ontology annotation, molecular function: protein binding; netrin receptor activity. NCBI's taxonomy places the organism in Eukaryota, Metazoa, Chordata, Lepidosauria, Squamata, Candoiidae. Bases 1 to 2772 code for a protein of 923 amino acids. Gene Ontology annotation, cellular component: membrane. Gene Ontology annotation, biological process: anterior/posterior axon guidance; netrin-activated signaling pathway. The transcript is spliced from 18 exons.
AUGUCCCUGGGAGCAGGGAUUGAGUAUGGAGAUGUACUGCCAGAUUCCUUCCCAUCAGCACCUGCAGAGUCUCUUCCCCAUUUCCUACUGGAGCCACAAGAUGCCUACAUUGUGAAGAACAAACCAGUUGAGCUGACCUGCAGAGCCAACCCGGCCACCCAGAUCUAUUUCAAGUGCAACGGCGAAUGGGUGAAUCAGAAUGAUCACCUCACCACAGAGAGUCUGGACGAGGUCACUGGGCUCCUUGUAAGGGAAGUCCAGAUUGAAGUCUCUCGCCAGCAAGUGGAAGAACUUUUUGGCCUAGAAGAUUACUGGUGUCAGUGUGUGGCAUGGAGUUCUGCUGGAACCACAAAAAGUCAUCGAGCUUAUGUUCGGAUAGCAUACCUGAGGAAGAACUUUGACCAGGAACCACUUGGGAAAGAGGUGCCUCUCGACCAUGAGGUCCUUUUGCAGUGCCGUCCUCCUGAAGGAGUGCCAACUGCUGAGGUGGAGUGGCUGAGGAACGAGGAUGUGAUUGAUGCUUCCCAGGAUACAAACUUCCUGAUAACCAUAGAUAACAACCUUAUCAUCAAGCAGGCUAGGCUUUCUGACACUGGCAACUACACCUGUGUGGCCAAAAACAUCGUUGCCAAACGGCGGAGCACCACAGCCACAAUAAUUGUUUAUGUGAAUGGUGGCUGGUCUACCUGGUCAGAAUGGUCCCCAUGCAGCAACCGCUGUGGACGUGGAUGGCAGAAACGUACCCGCACCUGCACCAAUCCAGCGCCUCUCAAUGGUGGCUCUAUUUGUGAUGGACAAUCUUUCCAGAAGCUUGCUUGUACUACCAUGUGCCCAGUGGAUGGAGCUUGGACUGAAUGGAGCAAGUGGUCAGCCUGUAGCACCGAGUGCACACACUGGAGGAGCAGAGAAUGCAUGGCCCCAUCUCCCCAAAACGGAGGGAAAGACUGUAGCGGUGUCCUGCUUGAUUCCAAAAACUGCACCGACGGGCUCUGCAUGCAAAAUAAAAGAUCUGUAAGCGAACCCAAAAGUCACCUACUGGAAGCAUCUGGUGAUGUGGCUUUGUAUGCUGGCAUAGUGGUGGCCAUCUUUGUCUUCAUUGUUAUCUUGAUGGCUGUUGGGCUGGUUGUGUAUAGGCGAAACUGCCGGGACUUCGACACUGACAUAACCGACUCCUCUGCAGCACUGACAGGAGGCUUCCUCCCAGUUAAUUCCAAAACUUCCAGACAUGAUACCCCCCAGUUGCUCCACCCUUCAGUGCAGCCUGAUCUAACUGCCAAUGCAGGUGUAUAUCGUGGUCCGAUGUAUGCUUUGCAAGAUUCCUCUGACAAGAUCCCCAUGACCAACUCGCCAUUGCUUGACCCUCUCCCUAAUCUCAAGAUCAAAGUGUAUAACUCCUCUACAGCAUCCUCCUCUUCUGGGAUGCAUGAAGGGGCAGACUUGUUAGGAGCCAUGCCCCCAGGCUCCUUCCAAGGAGACAGCCACAGGGAUAACCAUUUCAUGAAUCUAAGGAACAAGGGAAUGGGCUCUCAGCAGCUUCUGACUCUGCCUCGAGAUCCUGGGAAUAGUGCCACAGGGACAUUUGGCUGUCUGGGAGGAAGGCUCAUCAUCCCUGGCACAGGUGUGAGUCUGUUGGUGCCACAUGGAGCAAUUCCUCAGGGAAAGUUCUAUGAAAUGUAUCUGAUGAUCAACAAGGCAGAAAAUACUCUCUUACCCUCUGAAGGCACGCAGACAGUGCUGAGUCCCAGAGUGACCUGUGGUCCUACAGGACUGCUCUUAUGCUGCCCAGUCAUCUUGACUGUUCCACAUAGUGCAGAUGUCACUUCCCCAGACUGGAUGUUGCAGUUGAAAACCCAGUCCCACCAAGGACACUGGGAGGAAGUUGUGACACUGGAUGAAGAGACUUUGAACACACCCUGUUACUGCCAGUUGGAACCCAAGUGCUGCCAUAUCCUGCUAGACCAGCUUGGAACAUACGUCCUUGUGGGAGAAUCCUAUUCUAGGUCGGCCAUCAAGAGAUUGCAGCUUGCCAUCUUUGCUCCCACCCUCUGUACCUCAUUGGAAUACAAUCUCAAAGUAUAUUGCCUGGAGGACACACCUGAUGCUCUAAAGGACGUGCUUGAAUUAGAAAGGACUCUUGGUGGCUAUCUGUUAGAAGAACCUAAGCCUCUACUAUUUAAGGACAGUUAUCACAACUUGCGCCUCUCAGUUCACGACAUCCCUCAUUCACUUUGGAGGAGCAAACUCCUGGCCAAAUAUCAGGAAAUCCCAUUCUAUCACAUCUGGAGUGGUAGUCAACGGGCACUACACUGCACCUUCAGUCUUGAGAGAUACAGCCCAGCUUCUACAGAACUUACCUGCAAAAUCUGUGUUCGGCAAGUUGAAGGAGAAGGGCAGAUAUUUCAGUUACACAUUACACUUGGAGAGGCUAACUCCAGCCCCUUUGAUGCCUUGCGCGCCUACCUUGGCAGUGCCCUGACAACCCAGCUGGGACCACAUGCCUUCAAGAUUCCUCUGUCCAUACGGCAGAAAAUCUGCAACAGUCUCGAUGCUCCCAAUUCCAGAGGGAAUGAUUGGCGGCUCCUGGCUCAAAAGCUUUCCGUGGAUCGGUACCUAAAUUUCUUUGCCACCAAAGCCAGCCCAACAGGGGUGAUCUUGGACUUAUGGGAAGCUCAACACCAAGACGAUGGGGAUCUUAACACUCUGGCCAGUGCCUUGGAAGAGAUGGGCAAGAGUGAGAUGCUGGUUGUCAUGGCAACAGAUGGGGAGUGCUGAUGCAGCUGUUGAAGACUUCCAGCCACGUGGAGGAUAGAGUAAG